Molecule: messenger RNA, 3363 nt
Organism: Cyprinus carpio (common carp)
Lineage: Eukaryota; Metazoa; Chordata; Actinopteri; Cypriniformes; Cyprinidae
Product: chemerin-like receptor 2
Biological process (GO): inflammatory response; phospholipase C-activating G protein-coupled receptor signaling pathway; positive regulation of cytosolic calcium ion concentration
Cellular component (GO): plasma membrane
Molecular function (GO): complement receptor activity; G protein-coupled receptor activity
Source: RefSeq, a predicted model, not a curated record
CUCUCUGAACUGCAUGCACUGAACUCCACUCCAACGACUGUAGUGUAAGACGACAAUUCACACGGCUUUACAGCUUCCAACAAAUGGGGGAAGCAUUUGCAUAAAGAUUUGGGGGUUGCGACAUAGCAAACAACAUCCUCGACAACAAGCAAGAACAAAAACAGAGAAACGCCCAUCAGGGAUAUCACAAAUCUUUUUGUGAAAUCGACACAGGAAUUCUUGCAGAGGAGCUGAAGUCUGUGAGCAGGACGCUGUCAGAAUGAUGACCCAGGAAGGCAGGGACUAUGUAAACAACACUUAUGAAUACAUGGACUAUGGAUACGUGGAGGAGACCAAGCCUGGAGGCUACGCUCAGAGAGAAGCUCUUCACAUCAUAUCAGUGAUCAUCUACAGCCUGGCGUUUACUCUGGGAGUAAUCGGGAACGGCCUGGUCAUCUGGGUGACUGCCUUCAAAAGCAAACGGACCGUGAACAGUGUUUGGCUGCAGAAUCUGGCCAUCGCUGACUUUGUGUUUGUGGUCUUCCUGCCGUUCUCCAUCGACUACGUGCUGCGAGACUUUCACUGGCUCUUCGGGAAGACCAUAUGCAAGCUGAACUCGUUCGUGUGCACCAUGAACAUGUACGCCAGCGUGCUGUUUCUGACCGUCCUGAGCUUGGAUCGCUACAUCUCACUGGUCCACCUGAGCUGGUCGGAAAGGUAUCGAAACAUCCGGAGGGCAUGGUGGGUGUGUGCGCUGAUUUGGAUCACGUCCUGCUGUCUAAGCUGUCCGGCCCUGAUAUUCCGUGACGUGAUCCAGCACAAAGGGAAGGUUGUGUGUUUUAAUAACUUCCACGAUGAGAGCAGGCACAUGAUAGCGGUGAGGCACAUUGCGAUGGUGUCGAUGCGCACCGCCGUGGGCUUUCUGCUUCCGUUUGCAACCAUCACCAUCAGCGGCGUCCUGCUGGCUAUUAAGAUGCGCCAAUCCGACUCGGUACGCUUCACCAGCUUCUCCAGAACCGUCUCUGCCGUGAUUCUUGCUUUCUUCUUGUGUUGGGUGCCGUUUCACACGUUCAGCCUGAUGGAGCUGAGCAUGCAUCACACCACCUACCUGCACUCCGUGCUCAUCGUGGGCUUCCCACUCGCCACCAGCCUGGCCUUCUUCAACAGCUGCGUCAACCCCAUUCUGUACGUACUGCUUACCAAGAAGGUGCGUAAACUGGUGAGGAGGUCGUUUUUGAACUUCACCAAGCGCUCGCUGAGGGAGCUGAGUCAGUCUGUGUCUGCGACGGAGUUAGACUCGCCACUGCCCAGCUGCUCUCCUGAAGAACCCACGGCCAACUCCUCCGUCUGAGCAGCUCAGAGAUCACCCCUGAACCUUUGAAAUGAAACUUCUAGAGCUCCAACUGGAUUUUGACAAAGUGGUUGGGAAAUACUGGCUUUCAUUUCUUAUAUAGCACAUUACAUUAAAUGUGUAUUUAAAGGGAUAGUUCAACCAGAAAUGAAAAAUUUAUGUUUAUCUGCUAACCCCCAGGGCAUCCAAGAUGUAGGUGACUUUGUUUCUUCAGUAGAACACAAACCAAGAUUUUUAGCUCAAACCGUUGCAGUCUGUCUGUCAUAUAGUAGAAGUGAAUGGAAAACAAAGUUACCUACAUCUCGGAUGCCCUGGGGGUAAGCAGAUAAACAUCAAAUUUUCAUUUUUGGGUGAACUAUCCCUUUAAUGCAUCAUCUAUUUUAUGUCGUACAGUUAAAAAAAAAACAUAUAUAGUUUUACCUGUAACCAUAAGAAAAUAAUCAAUAUACUUUUCUCUGCAAAUUAUUUCUGCACAUCUCUGAGAGUUGGAUGAGGGAUAUUUCAGCUCUGUUUGAAAGGACUUUGUUUAAAUUUCAAUGCAUUAUCAUGUCGUUUGUAUGCACUUCACUGAAUCAAUAAACUCGCUAAUGCUAAUGUUUUAGAAUUAUACUGCUUUAUCUCUAAAUUAUUAAAUAAAAGCAAAAAUAAAACAAAUAGCAAAAAUCUGAGUUACAGUGAGGAACUUACAUUGUAAGUGAAUUGGAUCAACCCUGAAACAUUAAAUUACUCAGUGUUUCAAUAGUAUACUCUAAAUAUGUAAGCAAUAUGCAUAUUAAUAUGUAUUUAGUGAGAAAUAUCAAUUACCAACUUUUCUCUAUGUAAAGUUAAAUCUAAUUUUACAACUUUGUUGCCAUGACAAUGAAACUUAAAACUCCAAAACAGCUACAAAAAUGAAUUGAAGUUUUAUCAGCUUUUAAAAUUUUUAAGCAUCAUUCACUUCCAUUAUGCCUCAUUAUAGCCUUGGUUUUUUAUGGAAAUGAGGGAUGAGUCAAAAGUAUUAUUUUUUGGGGGGGAGGGGUGGGGGUGGGGGGGUUCAGCAUUAUCACACAAAUGUAACGUGCAUUAAAAUCUGUGUAUUUCCUAUAAGUAAAAAGUGUUUUUUUUUUUUUUUUUUUUUUUUUUUAAACUCUACAGAUAACUUUCAGUGUACUAUAAGACAGGUCACAUUUUAACCACAUAUUUUGUAUGAUGAUUCAUCAAUUUAGUUCUCUUUAUUUACUAGAAAUAUACUGUAUAAAAGUCAAAAAGUAGCUGACAAAAAUACAAAAAAAGAAGAAGAAAAAAAAGCACAGAGCUGAUAAAAAUGUAGCCUAAUGUUUUAAUUAAUGGCUACAGCUAGAGGAACACAAAAACAUUUCCAUCGAAAUCAGAGCUACACCGUUUACAGAUGUAGAGUUUUGUCUUGUUUACACUAAAAACUAAACUAUGAGCAUAUCUGAAAAAGUUAGACGCACAUGUUUAAACAAUGACCAGUUUUCCACACUCAGUUCUUGCAUGUUUGAACCCUCAUACCUAAGUUACACCACAGUGUCAGAUAUCAUUUUUAUCAAGAUCGUUUGGGACUGAGAAUUUUCACUUCUGCUUAUUUUUUUUUUCUGUGGAAUUAAGUCUUUUUGAGCCAAAAUGCCUGUUUUAAUAGCAUUGAAAAACAGAAUUGUCGAAAUAUUGUCAAAAUCUGUUUGUUUUUUAGUCCUGUCCCAAACAGAGUUUGUAUUGAUGCUAGGAUAGGAGAAAGUAUUUUACUUUACAAAAAAAAAAACCCACAUUUUUAAAAUUUAAAUGUCCAAGCUAUAACAAAAACCUUUUAUUUAAGCUCUGUUUAUCUCCAACAUACCGAAGUUUAGUGAAAAUCCACGCAGCAGGUUAUUGGGUUCCCCUUUGCUUGUUGCUUUGGAGUUACACAAUCAUUCAAUGUUAGCCAAAUUUAAAAAGAAGGAAAUAAAAGAGCCAAACUGCCAAGACACAAGCCAAGGAAUGAAGCUAGAAAUAGGGCAGUGGCAACAGUGGGUUUAACAAUAAGACAACAAAAACAA